Messenger RNA from Ctenopharyngodon idella (grass carp), 10446 nucleotides. RefSeq names its product solute carrier family 6 member 1, like (gene slc6a1l). Bases 393 to 2192 code for a protein of 599 amino acids. The record is from RefSeq and is a predicted model, not a curated record. The transcript is spliced from 16 exons. Gene Ontology annotation, biological process: sodium ion transmembrane transport; neurotransmitter transport. Gene Ontology annotation, cellular component: plasma membrane. Lineage: Eukaryota; Metazoa; Chordata; Actinopteri; Cypriniformes; Xenocyprididae. Gene Ontology annotation, molecular function: gamma-aminobutyric acid:sodium:chloride symporter activity.
UCGACUCUUAUUUGGUAGCCUCGGGCUCUCAGGGUGGUAAAGUGAUAAUCCUAUCAAACAACAGGUCGAAGUUUAUUAUCUGCAGCUCAAUACCAGCCACAGGAACACCAGGGCAUAGAAGGCUCCCCCCAGAUACAUAGAGAGAGAGAGAGAAAGGGAAACUUUUUGCCCUAGCCGGGACACUGGUUCACCUCUAGCUGGUGGCAUCUCCACUCACCUGACUGCAAAAUAAAGACUUCUCAGAGUGUAACAUCAUUUUUCCCAGAAAUCCCAUUUGAAGUGUUGUGUUUGAUCAAGCAAACAUUCAGAGUCAGUAGCCCUGCACUGGACAACUCAAUAAUACAAUACUGAGGUGGAGUAUUACCUGACUGUGGUGUGACGGUAUUCCUGUGAUGGGGAAGACUGGCCAGAGCACGGUGGACCUCAACUCACCCUCAGACGUGAAGCAGGCAGUCCCAUUUGAGGACCUUCCUCACAACAGUGUUCCCGUAGAAGAGGAGAAGGAGAAUAAAGUACCAGACAGAGGAGCGUGGAAGGGAAAAUUUGACUUUCUGCUGUCCUGCGUUGGAUACGCCAUUGGGCUGGGAAAUGUGUGGAGGUUCCCAUAUCUUUGCGGAAAGAAUGGUGGAGGAGCUUUUCUCAUCCCCUACUUCACUACUCUGGUGUUUGCUGGUAUCCCGCUGUUUCUGCUAGAGACGGCAUUAGGACAGUACACAUCAGUAGGGGGGUUGGGAGUAUGGAAAUUAAUACCCAUGAUGAAAGGUGUGGGUCUGGCUGCUGUGGUUUUGUCUUUCUGGCUCAACAUUUAUUACAUCAUCAUCAUUGCCUGGGCUCUCUACUACCUCUUCAGCUCUUUCAAAGCAGAGUUACCAUGGCAAACUUGUGAUAACCCUUGGAACACUGAUCGUUGCUUUUCCAACUACAGUCUGUUGGACACCACCAACCUGACCAGUGCCGUCACUGAGUUCUGGGAGAGGAACAUGCACCAGUUAACAAAUGGUUUGGAGGAACCAGGGGAAUUGCGCUGGCCGUUGGUUGGAACUUUGGCGUUGUCUUGGAUUCUUGUCUAUUUCUCAAUCUGGAAAGGUGUGGAGUGGACGGGGAAGGUGGUGUAUUUCUCAGCCACAUAUCCCUACUUCAUGCUCUUUAUUCUGUUUUUCCGUGGAGUCACUCUCCCUGGGGCGAUAGAUGGUGUUCGCUUUUAUGUCACCCCGGACUUCAACAAGCUUUUAAAAUCUGAGGUGUGGUUAGAUGCUGCCACUCAGAUCUUCUUCUCUUAUGGUCUGGGUUUAGGUUCUCUCAUUGCUCUGGGCAGUUACAACUCCUUCAACAACAAUGUCUACAAAGAUUCUAUCAUUGUGUGCUGUAUAAACUCCUGCACCAGUAUGUUUGCGGGGAUCGUCAUAUUUUCCAUUGUGGGCUUUAUGUCACACAUCACAAAGAGACCCAUUGAAGAACUGGCUGCGUCAGGUCCUGGUUUGGCAUUUCUGGCCUAUCCACAAGCCGUCACACAGCUUCCCAUGUCUUCACUCUGGGCUAUUCUCUUCUUCUCAAUGCUCAUGAUGCUGGGAUUGGACAGUCAGUUUUGUACAGUGGAAGGCUUCAUAACAGCUCUAAUGGAUGAAUAUCCCACAGUCCUGAGGAAGAGAAAGAAACUCUUCAUCCUCAUUGUCUGCAUUGUAUCCUUCAUUAUCGGCUUCUCUAACAUCACCCAGGGUGGCUUAUACGUGUUCAAAUUGUUUGACUACUACUCGGCCAGUGGAAUGUGUCUUCUGUUCUUGGUCUUCUUUGAGACAAUCUCCAUUUCUUGGUUUUAUGGUGCAGAGAAAUUUUAUAAAAAUAUUGAAGAAAUGAUUGGUUAUCGGCCUUGUGGCUUUUGGAAACAAUGCUGGAUUUACUUUACUCCAAUAAUUUGUUUGGGUGUUUUCACAUUUAGUGCCAUAGAAAUGACUCCUCUGACAUUAGGGAAGUAUGUGUACCCGGCCUGGGGACAGGGCAUCGGCUGGCUAAUGUCCCUUUCCUCCAUGAUUCUGAUACCCGGAUAUAUCAUCUAUAUGUUCUUCACGACCAAAGGCAGCAUCCGACAGCGCUGGCACAAGAUGACUAAACCAACAGAGCUUAAAAUCUCGGACACAAAUGAUCUCACACAACAAUCCUCACAGACAGGAAGUAUGGAUGAAGCUUCAGUCUGACGUCAUUUCCUCUUUCCUGUACAAUGGUCAUUAAACCUAUGGCAAAAUAACUAUUCCUCCAUUCCAUUCUUUUUUUUCUGUCGGAGAAACUACAACAGAUUGAAGCGGACUACGCACAUGUUCAUCUGUUUUUCUUUGAUUUCUUUCUCUACAUCCCUCUCUUGUAUCAUGUAAUAUGAGGAGGCUGCAGUCUGUCUUCAGUGGAGAAAGCAAUUUCAGUGACUAUCAGUAUAAAACUAGAAAUAAUCCAGGCAGUUGACAGGCCAUUGAAAAGGCCUACAUAACCAUUGCAUUCCUGUUAUUUACAGUUCAAUUUCUCACAGUAUUUACCUCAAGUUGACGAGUGAAUGCAAGUGUUUAGUGUUCUGUUUCUCUAGAAUAACAGAAUGAAAAUGAUACAAGGUAGUUGACACAUAACACAUAUACACUAUUUUUUUUUUAUUUAUUUUUUUUAUCACCAUUAAGAUUUUAGGUUCAAAUUCAUAUGAAUGUAUGAGGGAGAGUGUAUAUCUUAGGCCCCGUAACUGUCCACCAUUUAUUUUUUCACCAUUUUGAUAACCUUUUACCUUUACAAGCUCAUUUUAUAUGGUGUUGCAGUGUGGUAAAUUUUGCAGUAAACCUAGUCCCUCAGUUAAUAUCAGGUGAAAAAGGCUGCAUGCAUAAUGAUAAUAGAAAAGUAUUAGCUUCUGUUUAAAAUGGAUUCAGAUGGAGAUUUGUAUGUCAUACUGCAAGAUAUGUCAACUUUACAAAACUAUUUAAGGUUAAGGUCUAAUGAAACCUAUAUGAGAUAUCAUAAAAUAGACUAAAAAAUGUAUUAAUUGACAGCUAAUUAAAUUAGUUUGAAAAACUUAACUCAAAAAUAAGUUGUGUAAAUUAGAGUUUUGUGCGAAACAUUAUGAUUUGUUCAUGUAAAAGGUAAUUUUCUCAUCUAAUUCAUUAUUAAAACCGCUCCUUCAACAGGUUUUACAUCAUAAAAUGUCUUUUCUGUGAACCUUGAAGAUUUUCUGGGUUUUGUGCAUCAGUUGUGGGAUGGCAUUAUUGUUUUAAUCAAAUGAAAAACAAAAGGAAAACAAUGCACGGCUUGCACAAUCUUUUUGUUAUAUUAAAGUUCACCAUUUCCAUUACAGCAUUCAUGUUACAGUGUAGUAAGUACUAAGUGAUGCUAAUGAACAUACUUAAUAUAACUUUUUUGAGCAUGCUUGUAAAUACAUGUUAGUAUUAUUACUAUUGUAAUUAAUUCUAUUUACAUAUAAUAUGUGUAAGCAUACACUGUAAUAGACAAUAUGUUGGAGUAGAAAACAUUUAAUUUGAAAAAAUGAAAACAAGGCUAUGAGAAAUAGAACAAUCUGUACAAUCCACUCAACUGUCAAUCAUUUAGGGUACGUUUACAUGACAGCGAUGUACUAAAAACAGAAACGGUUUUCCUUUGCAUUUUUCAUGUACAGGCGACAAUGUCAAAACAAUCCCCGUUAACAUGGAUCCGUGAAAACUAGUAAAAACGUUGUAUAAUGCAUGUGUAACAGAAGUAAGCUAGUAAUAGCUGUGUGGGUAAACCUCACUCCCCUGGCCACAUGAGGCACACUAGCAAAUGACACUAAAGACUAUGGUCUUUAGCAUCCUUGUUAGCGCACCCGCCUCCCAUGCCGGAGACACCGGUUCGAAUCCUGCUCAGAGUUGAAACAGGAAAUUUGGGCGGGACAUAUCGAAGGGCUCAUAGCUUUCAUAGACAUGAACUAAGACACUGAUUUCAUAAGUCUUUAACACUGUACAGGAUAUUGAAUUUAUUCAAUAUAGUCUCUUUUUCAUUUUUCAUCAAAUUAAAUAUACCAUCCGCUCUGAUCAAGGUCUAUGUGAAGUGUUACCAAAGGUACAAAGAGAACUUUUAUUGUGAUGACUGUAUUUGUUUUUAUCGUCAUUUGCUGAUUAAUUUCAAAUUCAAUAAAGGCAAAAACAGAACUGAACUUAGUGAUUUAAAAAAAAAAAAACGUCAGUAAUUAAACAAUAAGAAUGUCUUGAGAGGGAACUAUUGUCUUACUUUAUUCUCGCAUACAUACAUUAACAAUCCAGUAGAGCACAGCAGCAGUAUAAAUGCCAAAAGCAAUAUGCACAGUGAUAUUUUAUUACUGCCUUCCAUUUUAGCAGCAGCUCUGACAGAAAAAAUAAACAUUAUUAGUUAGCUGACCUCCGUUAGUGACCUUUGACCUGUGUUGAUCCAUGGCUCUACAUUACAGAUGCAAAAAGGUGCCCAUCAUUUGCUGAUACAACAAACCACUCAUGUCAAAAGGACAGUAAAGAAAAAACCAGACCACACAUGUAGGCCUGGAAUAGACAAGAAAACAUGUUUAAUAGAAUGUAAAUCUAUCAUAUAGACAGAGUAAAACAAACAAUUGUAUAAUGUGACGCCUUUCAAACACACUCUUAAAUAACUUGCUAACACACAAUAACUUGCUGUCAAAAUUAGUGCUAAUAAACAUUUAUGCUAUGCUGCCUUCAAGUUCUCCUGGGAUGUUUUAAUGAGAUGUAAAAUCAUCAGUACAACAUGAUGUGCAUUCAAGCGAUUUUGUUUUGGAAUAAAAUGUGCGCUUUAAGCAAUUUUUUCUUCCUGUCUUUACUUCCGAACAAAGACAGUAAGCUUUUUAGCUCUACUGCUACAAAACAAAGGAGAAAGGAUGCACAUUAGUGUAUAAUUAAUACCAUGUCUAUGUAUUUUAUAAUUCUUGUGCUGCCACUAAGAAUGAUGAGAAACAUGGUUUUAUCACACAAGAGUGUCACCUCAAAAAACAGCUAAAUGAGAGGAAUUUCAUCAACAAUAUGCUAACUAGCUUAACAUACAAGCUAAUGAUGAUUACGACAUUAUGGUGUUGCUCAUGUGCAUUCAUCUCAUAAACACUAUCAUUCUGAUGACUUGAAGGCUGCAUAGCACACCAGUGCAAUAGCCCUUCUGCAGGCAAAACCAAGGUUAGCAUUAGCAUCAUAGCCUUUGGUUGUGUGAAGGAUUUAAUUCAACACUCAUCUGUUGGGUUAGAUCACAUCUUAUUUGCUAGCCAGGGCACAUUCGCUCAAGCAUAAUAAACUCCUCAAAACCAGGGUCAUGCACAAUUCAUCUGGCUCCCCGUUUCCAUCACCUCCACGCCAACUCCCUCAGGGGCCAAAUGCAAGGCUACGAAAAGAGAAAGACAAAAAGUGAACUCCUGUCACUCAGUAUUUCUUAGAAAUUAAACUAGGACUGACUCUUUCUCCAUUUUUCAAGCAGGUUGUGCAGUUCUCCUACGCACUUAUUUUCCAGACUAAGCUGCUGUUGAAAUGUUUGAUCAACUCUUAGAGAAUGCUGUCUGUUACUCUAAGGCUGGGAUCUGUAAAGUAUUCUGUCAUUAUUUACAUACGCUUAUGUUGUUCCAAACGUGUAUGUUAUUAUUUUGUAUGCAGUGAAUAUUUUGAAGAAUAUUCACACUGCUUUUUUGAUACAAUAGUGACAUCUAUGAAUCCAACACUCUAAAAAAUGCUGAGUUAACACCAACCCAAGUUAGGUUGAAAAUAGACAAACCCAGCGAUUGGGUUGUUUUAACCCAGUGGUUGGGUUAAAUGUUUGUUUUAUUUAACCCUAUUGUUUAAAAAUUACUACAUGGCUGGCUUAAAAUGAACCCAAUAUAGGUUGUAAAUUAAAAAUCAGACACAUAAUUACUAGAGGCAACAAUAAUAAUCAAAAGGUGAACAUUUAUCAAUAAUAAAUUUAAUAAAUGUUUGUUUAAUUAUUCAUUAAAUAUUAAUAAAUGUUCAUUUAUUAAACAUAUUAAUGUUAAUUUCCAACAUACUUUGGGUUCAUUUUAAGCAAGCAAUACAGUAAUUUUAAACAAUAGUUGAGUUAAAUAAAAUUACCCAGCAGGUUGGGUAAACAUUUAACCCAACCGCUGAGUUAAAACAACCCAAUUUCAAUCCAACUUGGGUUAUUUUUAACCCAGCAUUUUUUUAGAGUGAACAAAGGCUCAUUGGAAAAAUAUGCUUCAAUUUAGCAAAACUCCAAAAACAUAACUAAACAUAAAAUGCACUGCAGUUUCUAGCUGAAAUUACCACUAGUGGCAAUAAAAUACCAACAACUUUUAUUCCUUUUCUCAAAAACUUGCUUGGUUGCUCAGCAGGUACAGAAUUGCACUUGCGAUGUGUGAAACACAAGUCAUGACACUCAAUAAAAGAGCUCAAGGAAUUGUAGAAGCAAGAUAAAAUGGCAAUGGAUUCUUUCAGGAAAUGCAUUUUUAUCUCACUUUUGCUUCUAUUAACACAAUCGGUUAGGUUUAGGGUAUGAUUUAAUAUAGGUGGUACAUUAUUUUCAAAUGCAAUAGAGCAUUAACCUUUUAUUGACACUCACAUUUCAUUUCCAAACUGCAAACAACCAACGUAAUAAAAUGUUGCCACAUUCUUGUACAUUGAUUUCAGAAAAAAAAUGGAAUGCGCUUUUAGUGCCACCCACUGAACAUUUCAUGUUCAUAGUGCCGCAAUGUGCAAGAAGCAACAUUAUAUAAUUUUGCAGAAAUGUCACCACAUGCAUGUUUUUCCAAUGAGUCUGAGUUGAUGAAAGCAGUAAUAAAGUCACAAUUAUUGCAGUUGUGAGAUAAGAAGUCAUAAUUCUGUGACAUAAAGUCACAAUUACCUUUUUAUUUUAUUUAUUUAUUUAUUUUUUAAAACUCUGACACAACAACAGGCUUUGAUAUGAAGAAGAUUAAAUAAUGACAGAAUUUCCAUUUUGGAAUGAACUAUACCUUAAAUGUGUGAGAAACAAAGGAUGCAGCGUUCAUUCAUUAAAGUUAAGAAGAGAGGGAUAGACAAUUUGCUGAUGUCCAGGUUAUACAAAAAACUCAUGUGUUGAGUUUCUCACCAAUAUAUAUGAAGCACCUGGUGUUCAUCACACAAAUCAUCACUGUACAUGGAAAUAAAGACACAAUGAGAAGAGGAAACAAAGAUACGAUUGGGAGCUUCAAACAGCAGCAAUAUAAUUAUGAAACAAACGCCCAAUCAUAUAAGAAAACAGAGAAAAAAGGACACACAGCUACCUAUGACACAUCAAUGGUGUUACGAUUACGAAUACUACAGCUUAAAGUCAACAUGAAAUCAAAUUAACACACAUUCCUGCCUUAUAUGCCUCUGAAACAACUUUGUUUUUCUCAGGUGAUAUUGCAAAUAGCUAAAUAGCUAAAUAGAUUGCUAUUUAGGCAAUAUUUACAGUAUAUUAGGCCGUGUAAAGCGUUUUUUUUUUUUUUUUUCCAGCGGCUAGCAUACUUUUCCAAUUGUUUUCAAUGGGAGCCCCACAUUUUUUAAACGGCAGGAGCGUAACGAGGCGCUGAGCGUCUUUUUCACGCUCAAGUGCUGAGCGCUCAGUGUUUUUUACUGGUUGCCUCGAGUUGAAGAAUGUUCAGCUUUCAGUUUUUACUGCGCUGGCUCAUCACUGUCACUUUUUAGCCAGCCGUCCAAUCAGAGUGGAGGAGGGGCAGGACAAAUACAACACGGCCUCAACAAGCAGAGAACAGAACAAAAUGGAUAAGAAAUUAAUAUUGCAGAUCUCCGAACAUACAUAGCAAGUACUCUACUAGCUCUCAAGCACUCACAGCUAGGGGUCAGCAAAGCAUCUAAUGUCAAAUUUAAAAAAAAAGAAAAAGAUUCACCAACAGGGGCUAUCGAGCAUGAAUUUCUCCUUUAAGGUCUUUUUGCACACUGAGUCCGAAAUUCACGUCCGAAAUUUCCGCACGUUAAAAAAUAAAUACGACCUCACGUUGUGUCAAUCACAUUUACACACUGUCUCCGAAACUUUCAUCCGUCAUAAAAAAAUUUGGAUCAGGUUCCAUUUUCUGCAUUUUUCGCAUCCGUGGCAUGCAUUUUGAGAGACGUUUUGACAAUUCAGAGCCACCGUACAAACGAACGCAAAAUCCCGAAUACCAUCUGACAAGUUGAUACACGUCGUCUACAGCACAAAGCAGUAGCACUGUAUGACAAAGUGCGGAACACAAAGAGACAGAAUAUAAAGACAGACUGUGCCAGUAUCGCUAGCAAAGCAUCAAACUGAGCCACUGACAUCCUGAAGUAAACUUAGAAAUGCUCAGGAUAAUCACGCAACUCCUUGAUGAGGUGGAACACUCUUUCCUCUCUACGCAAUCUCUGGUUUGGAUGGACCCAAUAUUUCCUCUUUCUUUUUCGCUUUUUAAGAAGAGAGAGGACAACUAAAUCAUGCUCACUGCUUGAAGACUCCAUUUUGUAUUGUUUUGCAAUUUUUUUCACAACAGAGUCAUUAAUACGCAUCGGACUCAGUGUCCAAGGUCUCUGUGGAUCAUGAAUGCGAAAAAAAGCAUACGAAAAUUUCGGACUUCAGCCUCCACGUUCCUUAACAUAAAUUUAUGUCUGGAUCUAUUAUGGAAACACCCACUUUUUAUGGUCCAAUCAAAAUUGUAUCUAAAUAUCACGUAUCACUUCACACAUCAUUAACACAUUACAUGGUGGAAGCAAAAAAGGUGGUGAAUUCAGUUUCAUGUUGACUUUGUGUUAUAAUGACAGCUUUUAUCAGAAAUGGUUGGACUGUGGGUAGUUAACAUUUAUCAUAGCUAAUUCUUUGCUGCUUUAUAUGCUGAUAUAUGAUAGCUACAUACAAGCAAAACAAAAAUAAACCAUUGGACUGUUUUCCAUUUAGCUGAUAAAAUCAGAUCAAAACCAGACAAACAUUUAGGUUAAAGUGUUCUGUGCCAACAAUGUGCAUCUCAUUUGAUGUUUCAAGUGUCACUUGGCUCUCGAAAAUCUUCAAACAAGAGUUUUAGGAGUCAAACAGCAGAUAUAGAUAGUGCUGAUGGUGUGUCUCUUGGGCGUUUUAUGUAGUUGUGAGUAUUGAUGAAGGAAUAUCACAAUGAAACCAUGUUACAUUGUCUGAGUCAUGUGACAACAGUGAUGCAGAAUUCUGUCAUCUUUCACAGAAUGUCAGACAAACAUACAACGUGUCCAAAGAUGGUUGCUGGGAUUGAAUGGCCUUUUCACAAGGGCCUUAUACGUUCCAAGUUGCUACAUAAAGUUCAAGUACAAGCAUUAAAAGAUCUCAGUCUUCUUUCAGGUACUCUCUGAAAUUCCUGAGCGUGAGAACUAUAGCCGUUGCAAACAGGGUUCGCUGGCUGUGAUUGGCUCUUUUUUUCCCAUCUUUGAGCCGGGAUACAUUGCCAUACACUAAAAGCCCUUUCACAUGACUCGGGCUUUAACACAGCCCUCUGCAUGCUUUGACGUUCACAAAGGCAAUUUUACGAAGUUGCUAGGUAGUAAAUGGUGAACAUAGUGAAAGCCAAUGGAAGAGGUAACACGUAUUUGUGUUUAAAAGAGGAAAAAAGUCCAACGCCAAUAUUUCAGCCUAAAAACCUAAAAACCAUUUUAUUCACUAACCAUCCACAAUCCAGUUUAAAAGCACUGUAUGAGCUGGUAUAGUGCUGCGCCAUGUUUUUAAAUUUUAAAUUAAGUCAAUGUAAUUAUUUUUUUUUUUUAUCCAAAUAAGACUUAUUAUAGGAAGUAAUUCAACUAAAGAUUCAUGCUAUUUGCAUGCACUUGUACAUAUUUUUAGAGAUCAUAGCAGAUAUAAUUCAUCAAAUGAUGAUCAAACAAUGGAGACGAGUGUCAUAAAUGGCCAUUAAUACUUGUUCAGUCCACUGGAGCAAUGCUGUACUGUCCUAGAAAAGCAUAUCAGAUUGUAGUAGUCCGCUGGGAUUGUGACAUGAAAAAUGUGUUUAAUAAUAUUUUUGGCAAUGUUUGUGCCAAGAUUUGCGUGUCAGGUGCUAAAACAAGAACAUGCAAAUUAAUGGUGAUAUAGGUUGAUGCAAUUCAUUAGCGAAUUCCCCUGGAAUAUUAAAGAUAUGUUUUUGCUGUUGUAGCGUACAGCUUCUCUGAUCUCAUCUUGUUUGCUCACAUAAUGAUAAGUCAUGCAAAUUGUCUGGUAAUGUUUGGUUAUACUUCAAAAGGUCAGCAGAAAAUAAGGGUCAAAGUUGAAAUUUUCUUAAUUUUGAGUCGUGUACGUCAACACAUUGGGGAACAAUGGUGUGAGUCAUGUGAAAGAGCCUUAAUACUUCCUACAUUCUUAAUUUACACACAUAUAUCAGUUAAAAGGAGUGACAUAAAAGACAUUUUCAAAGACAGGUGAUAAGGAAGUAAAUCACAUUUUACAGGAAUACAACAUCAGCCACAAGUGAGGGAAGAAACAGUUUGUGGUUACCACUUAAAAGUAAAAAAAAAAAAAAAAAAAAAA